AACAAGAUGGUUCCCUUUCAUACUUUACAGAGUGGUGCAAGGUGUAUUGAAUUUUCAAAAGUCGUGAAUGUUUUACGGAAAUAAAGUUUAUUUUCUUAAUUAGGUAUUUAGCGCUGAAAAUAUUUAUUGUGCAUAUAUUGUGAAAUAUUAAACGUUUGUUUAAUGAUGCGGCGACGAAGCGAAAGAAAGAAAUCUACUGAUGUUUCGUCUCCUGCCCCGGCGUCGCGUCGUACGAUUCGUCGGUCUCGCAAAACAUCUGAAACUGCAAGUGAAAAGAGCGCACAUCCCGAAAUGUCACCAACGGGGGAUGAAGCAGAAAAGGAUACUCCCUCUGCGGAUUGCCCCGUUGAACCCACAAAUGAGGAAUCGUCAGCUGAACCCGGUAGAAAUCGUUCACGUAAUCGUACACCGGUAAAGGAUCGAAGCAGUCCCGCCAAACGCAAAGCUCAGAACACUAUCGCUGACCUAAAAAUCGAAGCUAUCCCGGAAGAAAACAGCUCGAUAAAAGAAGAUAGCCCAAAUGAAAGCAAACCAGGUGCAGAUGUGACUGCAAGCAAUGAACAAGCUCCAAAAUCGGAUAUAGAUGCACAAGCUGCUUCGUGCUCGUCAAGUCCGAAAACUAAUGUUGAUAUUAUGAAGCCAUUAGAUGUAUUGGAAAUACAAGCAGAGGAACAAGAUGAAGAAAAGUUACAAUCACAAGAUGCAUCAACUAAAAAUGAAAAUAUGGUUGAAAACGUUGAUAGUUCAAAUAAAAAUGAAGAAGAAAAGUCGAAUAACGAUGAAAUAAUAAACAAAGGAUUUGAAGCGGGUAGCUCUGACGCUACAGAUGAUUUGAAAAAUAAUAAGACAGAUUCUCAGUCACCUAAAUGUGAAGUCACCAAUUCCGACGAAAAAACAGAUGCGGCAAAGGCGAAUAAGCGAACCUGGAUUACAAAGAGAACAGUUCAAAAUCGGAGUCCACUGCUUGUGAUUACCACUGAAACAUUAAAACGUCCUGAAGGCGUACAUCCUGCUCCAAAACUGAACUUAGGGUCCCCUGAAAUACAAGAAGUAAACUCUGAACGCGAAGAAGGCGAACAGACACCUUCUCCAGAAAGAGAAACACACAAAAUAAAUACUAUAAAUAGUACUGAAAAACUUAACCGCAAUCCAAUAGAGCUAUCUUCCGCACCAAAAACUAUUAACAAAAUAAAUAUAAAAGUUGAAAAACAGAGCCCGACAAGUAAAAAGCCUAGUAAUGUACUAUUCAUUACAAAUCUUGUCCGACCAUUUACCGUGCUCCAGUUAAAAGGCUUGUUAGCUCGCACGGGAAAAAUGGUGGAAGAGGGAUUUUGGAUUGAUCGCAUAAAAUCAAAAUGUUACGUACAAUAUGAAACUGAAGAUGAAGCCGUUGAAACCCGUCACGCAUUACAUGGAGUACGAUGGCCAGUCUCUAACCCAAAAUGCUUAAUUGUAGAAUUUGCAAGGAAGAGUGACUUGGAUCGUGCUAUUCAAUCUACUAAAGAAGAACAAUCCAAUUUUGGUCAAGAAAGUCAUAGAGAUAAUGUUCUUAUCGGGAUGGGUUGGAAUAGGGAUCGAAAUGGCAUAGAUGAAAAGAGGACAAAAAAGAAUUUUGGGUUAUUGGCUCAAUGUAAUAUAUUUCAGACAAUAAGACCGGUUCGAGAAUGGGAUGUUGGUAAGAAGGAAAGUUUAGAUCGAGAUAAAAAUAGGGAAAUCCUAAGGCGGCGUAGCAGAGAGAGGGAAAUUUUCUUCGGCAAUCGGGAAACUGAUCGGAAUGGAAAGGAUAGGAGACCACGUUCAAAGGGAAGAGGAGAAGCGAGAAGUAGUAGCCGAUCACCUGUACGGAAGGUAAAGAAAAAGGAAAAUGACCCACCGUUACGACUUCUUGAUGAUUUGUUUCGCAAAACUAAGAGUACACCAUGUAUUUACUGGCUACCUUUAACACCCGAACAAAUUGCUGAAAAAGAAGCAUUCCGACAGAAACGACUUGAAGAACAUAAACUGCGCGUUAAACAGAGGGAGUUGGAGAAAGGGAAGGAAAGGGAAAAAGAAAGGAAUCGGACCAACGAACGAAGGGAUAGAGAAAGGGAAAGGGAUCAAAGACGUAAUCGAUCCAGUGAUCGCCGUUCUCGUAGUCGUGAUCGACGCCGUUACUAAACAAUUAUUGGUAUUGUAUAACCAAAUUUUCACUAGGACUUCGUUGCAUUUGAAAUUUAUUACGUUUCAACACAUGCAAAAGGUGGAUGCAUGUUGAACGGAAGCUGAAAUAAAUUUCAUUUAGCAUCGUUCUCAAACUCGAAAAAAUGGCAAGUAUUUCUAGCUAACCUAAUGAUAUCGUUUCGGGUUGUCCUUAGCUUUUGGCGAAGAUGCAUAUGUUUUUUUUUUCUAUUUACUUAAAAUAAUUCAAAGAAUUUAAAAUCAAAAAAUCAUCGCCAAAGUAAUAUCUAAAAACUCAUAUUUUUUUUAUAAACAAAAUAGUCUAUUUUUCCAAAUCAUCUCACUUGAAACAAUUCGUGAUUCAGUUAUUUUCAAGAAGUUCAAAUAAGUAAUCAUAUUUUGUUUCCAUUGUGCUAUGAAAAACGUUCUUUAUCACUUCUUAUACCCGCAAAAGUUUAGAUUGAGUAUGCAAUUUAGUUGCAAAUGCUACUAAAAUUUUCAUAGGAAACGAUCCGACUUCGAACAGUCAAACCGUUAAGAUCCGUCAUAAAACUUUCUGGAAAAAUCUUCCAAAUGGAGAGGCCCAGCAAACCAGUUCAAAUCUACAUGUGUUUUCGACGACGCCGGGACACAAAUUCAACAGUAGAGUGGAAGUUCACCACAUAAAAUUAAAUAUCAAUAUAUACUGAUAACAUUUAAAUAAAAGCAAAACGUUCUCUCAUCAAA
Rhagoletis pomonella (apple maggot) is the source of this 2883-nucleotide messenger RNA. RefSeq names its product apoptotic chromatin condensation inducer in the nucleus (gene Acn). Bases 163 to 2157 code for a protein of 664 amino acids. NCBI's taxonomy places the organism in Eukaryota, Metazoa, Arthropoda, Insecta, Diptera, Tephritidae. Gene Ontology annotation, molecular function: RNA binding. The transcript is spliced from 5 exons. The record is from RefSeq and is a predicted model, not a curated record.